UAGGUGUUGCCACACGGACCGAUAUUACAUUGCUCGACAGUAGCCAUGUUUACAUGAGGAGUUUUUCUCUUUCCGAAUGACUUUUCCGGACGGAAACAAUGGUAUACAUGGAAAGGAAUAUUCCAAUCUCUUGUCUACAUGCGUCGCUAUAAUCAACCAGAAUAGUCAAUGGGGGCAUGCCCAGUAAAACGUAAACACCAACAUUACGUGAUACCGACUUCCCCGAGUUGUUCUUUGACUUGUUGGAAUAACUCCGUAUUGCCAGUUUUUCGUUUGUCCAGUCUUGAAUUUUAGUUUGGAUCCAAAACAAACAGUCCAGUGCCGAUUGCUGGCCUCCAUUUUUAAAACUGAAGUCUGGAUCUGCGUGUUACGUCAUAUCUGAGCAUGCAAUAUGAUAAAUUUAACCUGGAAAGGAUCAAAUUCAAUCUUGCUAAUAUUUUAUAAUUCAACUCGGUACAUGUUUUAUAUAGAUAUAUAUUUUCUUUUAACUUUUGGACUUAUGAAUGGCGUAUAGAAGGGUUUUAGAUUCUGUUCCACAGAUGGCGCUAAUGCACACAAAAGCUGCUUGCCAACUGCCAAUAAACAACAGAAGAAGAACCUCCACGUGCAAUAUUAAGGUUCUAAAUGCAAUAUAUUAAGUUCUAUGAGAAGUAUUUCUAUAAUGCCUCAUAUUAACUCACUGGCAAGAUCUCAUAGUGUAUUGACUGGUCAUAUAUUUUAUCUCGUUUCAUAUUAUCUGCAUACUGGAAAAACUGUUGAUUUUGGGUUACUUAGGUUGUUCAUAUUGUUUCUUUUUUAUAUUGUGUAUUUUGUACUGCUUAACUGAUUAUGUACUCUUGCUGCUGUGCAAUGCAAAUUUCCCCACUGAGGGACGAAUAAAGGCAUAUCUUAUCUUAUCUUAUCUAUAUAUUUACAUUAGUUCAUUCAUUCAUUCAUCACAGGGCACAUAUAGACAAACAACCAUUCACACUCACAUUCAUACCUAUGGACAAUUUGGAGUGGCCAAUUAACCUAGCAUGUUUAUGGAAUGUGGGAGGAAACCGGAGUACCCGGAGAAAACCCACGCAUGCACGGGGAGAACAUGCAAAGUCCACACAGAGAUGGCCGAGGGUGGAACUGAACCCUGGUCUCCUAGCUGUGAGGUCUGCGCGCUAACCACUCGACCGCCGUGCCGCAUUUAUAUUAGUUUUAAUAUUUAAUUAAGGACACAAGUAUUUGUGUAAUUAUGUAUUUAUUUCUCAUUUAUUUUUUCCUUAAUUCCAAUUUUAUUUAACAGUAUAUACACAUAUAUAAUACAGUAUAUGAUUAUAUAUCAUAUAUUAAAAUGUAUUCAUAUAUUUCACGAUGGAAGUCAAGAAAGACGGUGGCCUCUGCUUGUGACAUUAUUCUUUGGCAUUGGCUAACAAUGUAGAGGGUGAAGUUGAAAGUUGAACUCUGUGUCGUCAUUAUGGGGCUUCCACCCCCAGCACCGUCCAGCCAUCCCACCCCCAUCUGUCUCUGCCAGACAGAUACCCCGCCUUCCAAGUCCCUUCACACUGACCCCCUUUUGUUCACAGCUAUUUGCAGAUAGCAGAGGGGGCGAAGUGGGCUGUUCAGGGGGGUGGUGCGGUCAGCUGUUUCUUCAGUGUGAGUGUGGACAGUGUGGGAAUGUGAGGGAGAGGGAAUUGAAGAGACAAAGGUUGCAAGCGGCCAGUGAGUGUGUGUCGGCCGGUGAGGACGCACACUGGACGUGCGAGCGCCCACAAGCUCCACGCUUUGACUUCAUUAUUAUCACUUUUUUUUGUUCCCCCGCUGAAGUUUUUGAGACUUCAGAUUUGGAAGUUGGAAUAUCAACAUCCAAGAGGAAGACAACUAUGCAACCUUCAUCAGGGACUCACAACCACGACAGCUGUCUGCAGACACAACUGUGUGCCCAGCUGGAGUUCGUCCAGAUCCUGGUGAUCGUGGUGGUGAUGAUGGUGAUGGUGGUGGUCAUUACUUGUCUGCUCAACCACUACCGCCUAUCUGCACGCUCGCUGCUCUCCAGGCACGCCUCCACGCGCAGGAGACAACUGACGCUGGCCCACCAGGAGGCGGGCCUGUGGAGCUCGGAGGGGGCAGGGCCAAGUGGUGUUUUGAAUGAGCAGCAACAGGCGUACAACCCCCGGCCCCCGGACAGAGGGACACCCGCAUCAUACCUACUGCGGGACUCUCAGCAUGGUCUGCCGCAGCGCUUCCAGAACACCUAUUCUGCGGGACGCUUCCAGCCCACGUACCCCUACCUGCCCCAGGACCUCAUCGACCUCCCCCCCACCAUCUCCCUAUCGGACGGGGAGGAGCCACCGCCCUACCAGGGCCCCUGCACCCUGCAGCUCCGAGACCCAGAGCAGCAGAUGGAGCUGAACCGCGAGUCGGUUCGAGCGCCACCCAACCGGACCGUCUUUGAUUCGCAUCCCCUGGACCCGCCCACUUCCUGCCUGCAUGCCAGCCUACAAGCCCCUCCUCCGAGUGUGCAUGCCGGAAUCAGCGCAGUGGAGGCGCAGGAGGCGGCCCGCCAGCACAAGCAGGAAGGUGCUCCCCCCACCUACAGCGAGGUGAUUGGACACUACUACCACCCGAGGGCCCCAGCCCCCAGCCAUGGCCAUCAUGCGCCACCGUCCUCACUCCUGCACGGUGUCCUCCGACUGCCGCUGUCCGCAAGUGUGGACAGGCAGAACGCCCGAAACACAGAAGAGAAAUCCUAGAAUCCUCGGCAAGCGCGCCGAGGUCAUGCUAGCACCGCUGGUCAGUAAACAUGACGACCAACCCUCACUCUGAUUGGUUGGAAUACGAGCUGAGACACAAGAGGAGAAUCUUCAGUACUUCCUGUAUUGCAGAAUUCUACUUCCUGACAAUGAAGGUGAAGUUAGAAGCUUCCUUCCUCAAACUUGUCUCAUCUUGAAGAUAAAUAUUCACGUCUUUUUUUUUUCUUUCACAACUUUUGUUUUUGCUUUCACACACGAUAGUUCUGUUCUGGCCGCGAGCACCCACACCUGCUAGCAUGCGGCCGUGCUAGCACACACAAUCCUUCCUAGAAAAGUCUUGGCCUGUCUCAAAUCAAAUACUUCCGUGAGGACACUCUACUGUGUACUUACAGUAAAUAGUACACUCGUUCUUCUUAAGUGUGCGUGUUUGGAGUAUAUGUUGCUGCGCACUUACUGGAAAUCAGAAGCGCAAUAUUUACGCUUAUUUAAUAAUGAAUUGCAACCUCUCAGAUUAGACCCUCACUUUUCACUACACAGCCAAGAUUGUAGGGUGACCAAAUUAAAUUUUAAAUUAAAUUUUACAUUAAAUUUUAAAUUAAAUAAAAAACCAGGAGUCUAAGCUCAACAAUGAUGCUCCAAGUUUACCUAAAGAUGCUUUAUAAUUUCAAUUUCACAUGUAUAUUUUUUUAUUAAUUAUGAAUUAAUUUAAUAUAAAUAUAAUCAUAUGAUAAUAAUACAAUAAAAAUACAAUUUAUAACCAAAGGCAUAAAUUCACAUAAGCUUCUCUUAAAAAUGAUCCUGCUGUCUUAAGUUUAACACUUGGAUCAAAGGAAUGAAAUUACGAUACAAAUAAUGACUCUUCUGUAUUGGAAUAAUAGGCCUGUAAGAAUAUUAUAUAAGAAACCUAGAAAGAGUUAUUUCUUUUCAUGUCUUACUAGACAAAUAACUAGAAAUAUGAAGUAGUAUUAGCAAAUUUAGUGGCUAAAUCAAUGAAAACCAGGACAUUUUCAUCACUUUCUAAAAAUAAAAAACAGGACACAACCUAGGAAAACAGGAUUUUUGGUCACCCUGCAAGAUGGCGUCCAUUGCAUGUGGUAAGUGUCCGUCACUGCACACUCAACAUUUUCAGUGCACUGAAUGAUUGACACACAUACGCACUCAAAGGAAUAAGUGUAAUUACGCAAGUACGCGAAUUGAGACGCAGCCUUGGCUCCCGUUUACUAGCUUAGCAGUGUUAGCACGUGCUAAGCGCUCUGCCUUAAUUGUUCACCAACUGAUGCGAACGAGCUAGCUCAUGAGAUGUUUUCUACAGAAGGUUUGCACAAAGUUGACCGCACACAAAGGAAACCCCUCCAGGUGGUUUUUCCAAUCAGUAAAGACGCUUUUUGUUUGUGUUUGCCUUUUUACGUGUUGUUCGUCGUAGACAAAAGACUGUUCACAUCCCAUCUGCCGCAGACGUGGCAGAAACUUAAAAGCACCAGUUUAGACUUAUUUAUAUGAUUGCCGAAAAGAAUUGCACUAUAUUUUUGUUUUGGUAUGCGCAGAUGGAAGGUGUGAGAGAGACUUUUAUUGUGAAGGAGCUCUGUCGAUUGGGGAUGGAACACGAGAGAGACCUGAGCCCAACAGAAGGUCGCACGACAUUUUGCCUGGGGGGCAUCGGACACUUUUUAUUUAUGCAAAAGUCUGAGUCCAUAUGUACACACACACACUUUUUCUUGGAUUUGACGUACACCAGGGUUGUCCAAAGUCGGGGCCGGGGCGGGCCAUUUGCCAGAUUGUUACAGUGUAGACCAUUGCUAUGUGGGAACUAAUCAACACCCCCCCACACACACACAUACAUAUAUACUACUGUAUAUAUCGUUUCCAUACACACACUUGUGCUUGUAUUUCUCAGCUCAUUCAAAGUGAGAAGCACACAUCUAAUCUUGUUUAUGUCACAUUGUGGGGCGACCAUUGUCAAGCAUGUAAUGUGGGAUACACACACACACACACACACGCAUAAUGUUAACUCUGUCAGGUCAGGUUUCUCUCGGGCGGGCGCCUCUGAGCACUUUACUGCAUCAGGACAGAAAAAAACAAUCUGAAGUCAGCCAGCCAGCGUUGACGAAUGUCUUCAUCGAUGUACUAAAUUGUACAACUUGCUGUGUGCCUUUUUCACUUGGAACGCACACAAAGAGUCAAUGGCACAGAGUUGGGUUAGGG
This is a messenger RNA of Doryrhamphus excisus (bluestripe pipefish), 4925 nucleotides long. RefSeq names its product prostate transmembrane protein, androgen induced 1 (gene pmepa1). The record is from RefSeq and is a predicted model, not a curated record. Gene Ontology annotation, molecular function: R-SMAD binding. Gene Ontology annotation, cellular component: Golgi membrane; early endosome membrane. NCBI's taxonomy places the organism in Eukaryota, Metazoa, Chordata, Actinopteri, Syngnathiformes, Syngnathidae. Gene Ontology annotation, biological process: negative regulation of transforming growth factor beta receptor signaling pathway.